AUGGUGAUAGACCAAACCUCUGCAGAGGUUCGUGAGGUGGAGGUUCCAUGUGCUCUCAAUAUUGCAGCUGUACACCUCAGAUUUCAUGAGUAUGAUUCAGCUAUUUAUGAGUGUAACAAAGUUCUAGAAGUUAAGGGGGAACUUGAAUAUUCUCC
Messenger RNA from Eurytemora carolleeae, 155 nucleotides. RefSeq names its product peptidyl-prolyl cis-trans isomerase D. Lineage: Eukaryota; Metazoa; Arthropoda; Copepoda; Calanoida; Temoridae. Gene Ontology annotation, molecular function: protein binding. The record is from RefSeq and is a predicted model, not a curated record.